UCGAGGCGCCUCCGACUGCCUCUCCCCUUGAACGCGAUUACCACAAAGCAGAUUUCUCCGAAAUACAUCACCAAUUCAUCAGUCUCAAGAUUCUACACAUCCCACAGCAGCAUUCAUCCGAAAUCGACCCAGCCAUGAAAUCCCUCAUCUCAUUGAUCGUCCUGUUCGGGACAAAUGCAGCCUGUUCCUACGGCGCCAGCUCAUGCCAAACGGUCAACCAACCAGCAACGUCAGACAUACCUUGCACCAACGGUCCCAGCACACGAGCAUGCUGGAAGGACGGAUUCAGCAUCGACACGGACUUUGAUACACAGUUCCCCAUCACCGGCAACACCGUGUCGUACUACCUGAAGCUCACAAAUACCACCUGCAACCCCGACGGCCACGGUGAGCGAGUCUGCCUGCUGGUGAAUGACCAGUACCCCGGUCCCACCAUUCGCGCUUCCUGGGGCGAUAUCGUGCAAGUCACGGUCGAGAAUGCACUGCAACACAACGGUACCUCGAUCCACUUCCACGGCGUGCGUCAGUUCAACAGCAAUGGAGAAGAUGGUGUGAAUGGAGUCACCGAAUGUGCUCUCGCCCCUAACCAUACCAAGACGUAUACAUUUCAGGCCACGCAAUUCGGAACCGGUUGGUACCAUUCACACUUCAGCGACCAGUACGGAGAUGGUGUCAUCGGGCCCAUCGUCUUCGAGGGUCCGGCCAGCGCCAACUACGAUAUCGAUCUCGGCCCCUAUAUGCUGAACGAGUGGUACUACAUGACCACCUUCCAAGCUAGCUCCCUCGCGCUCGCGAAUCUGCAGAACCCGAACCCUGGGCCAGCGCAGGCGCCUCCGAUCUCCAACAACAUCCUGAUCAAUGGAACGAACAAAGACGCCGAGGGCAAUGGUAAGUACAAUCAAGUGAGCAUCGUCGCGGGCAAGCGAUACCUUCUGCGGCUCAUCAACUCGUCUGUCGACCAAUUCUUCCGCGUCUCGCUCGACAACCACACGAUGCAAGUCGUGGCGGCGGACUUUUGCCCCGUCAAACCCGUCUACACCAAGACUCUGCUCAUGAACGUUGCGCAACGCUACGAUGUGAUUAUCGACGCCAACCAGCCUCCUGGCAACUACUGGUUUCGUGUCUCGUCCGCUACUGAAUGCGUCAGCCUCAAUCACGGCCAGGGACUGGCAGUCUGGACGUACGAGGGAGUUGAGCCCCAGACUCCCACUACCACUGGUAACCCUACUGAGGGCGGCUGCGUUGAGCCUUCUUAUCUCGCGCCAUACUGGGACCAACCUGUACCUUCGUCCUCUUUUGCGAGCACAGCACAAACACUCAACGUGAGCCUCACCAACCAAGUCAUCACAAACGGCGGCGACAGCGUCUUCGUCUGGGCCCUCGGCAACUCCUCGCUCAAUCUGGACCUUGGUCAGCCGACUCUCAGCUACAUCAUGGACGGCAACUCCAACUACCCGAAUGAGUACAACGUGAUUCCCACCGUCAGCGAAGGCGGCUGGAACUACUGGAUCGUCCAACAAACAGCACGCAGCCCACCCAUUCCGCAUCCCGUCCAUCUCCACGGCCACGACUUCUUUGUUCUCGGCCAAGGGAUUGGCGAAUUCGAUAUCAGCGGCGCGCAGUUGAAUUGGGAUACACCGGUGAGAAGGGACACCGCGACCAUGCCGGCGGGUGGCUGGCUGGCUUUGGCGUUCACUUCAGACAAUCCAGGUGCUUGGCUGAUGCAUUGCCAUACCUCGUUCCAUGUGAGCGAAGGCUUCGCGAUCCAGUUUCUCGAAUCGCCGUCUCGGAUCCUCAUGCCGAAUCGGACAGCUUACGACCAGGUGUGCAACGCUUGGAAGGAGUACAGGCCGACUGCAUAUUACAAGAAGGUGGAUUCGGGCGUUUGAGAGGACUGGUUUGAAGCAUGAAUGAGUCGUGCAUACUGUGGCAUUGAUUCAUAACACUGUCGUAACCUUCUGUAUUGGUUUUGAAGA
Molecule: messenger RNA, 1976 nt
Organism: Neohortaea acidophila
Lineage: Eukaryota; Fungi; Ascomycota; Dothideomycetes; Mycosphaerellales; Teratosphaeriaceae
Product: putative multicopper oxidase, type 1
Exons: 6
Coding region: 135-1889 (584 amino acids)
Molecular function (GO): copper ion binding; oxidoreductase activity
Source: RefSeq, a predicted model, not a curated record